ACGCCUGCGCAAAAUUAAACUUUGUGGCGGGGAACCAAAACGACAACAAACCCUUAAGUUAGCUAGUAGACGGACUGCUAAUUUACGUUUUACUAGAAAACAAUUUUUACAUCCAGGCGUAGACGAUGGUUGAAGGUCCGGGGUGCACAUUAAACGGAGAGAAAAUCCGCUCGAAAGUCCAGAAAGGACAGAAAUUGAAAGAGAUUAGAGGAAGUUUGGUAACUUCAGCGAAAACCAAAUCCGAGGGAAAUGCCUUCCACAGUUUUCGUGGUUGUCAUUACACGAGUGUUGAAACUCUGGGAAAGGAGCUCUUCAUGUACUUUGGACCAAGAGCGAUGAGGAUCCACUUUGGUAUGAAUGGAUCAAUGCGUAUAAACCCUGCUGAGAGGAAGGACAGGACUGGCUCCAUACCUGUACUGGAGAUACACUUGACUAACGACAUUGUGUGCUUCUUUGACAGCACUGUGGAAAUAAGGUUGACAGAAGACUGUGAGCAAAGGGUGAGGGCGAUGGAGAGUCUGGAUGUGUGCUCCCCCAAGUUCAGUUUCUCGCGCUCUGAGGAUGCAGUGAGGAGCCAGAGUAGCAGGAUGCUCUGUGAUGUUCUCCUAGACCAGGCUGUCAUGCCGGGAGUCGGCAACAUCAUUAAAAACGAAGCCCUGUUUGACUCGGGCAUCCACCCAACCGUGAAGGUUCAGCAGCUGACAGGCGAGCAGAUCCGCCACUUGGUGAAGAUGACGCGUGAUUUCACUCAGCUGUUUUACAAGUGUCGCAAAUCUGGCUCUCCUCUCUACAAACAUUACAAAGUCUACAAGCGUCCCCAGUGCGGCCAGUGCUUUCAUGUCAUCACAGUCUGUCGUCUAGGAGACAGCGGCAGGAUGACUUACUUCUGCGAGCGCUGCCAGAAAGGAGAUCCCAGCAGGGUUGACAUCAGUAAGGUCCCCAUCAGAAACAGCCUGAUAGGCUGGGCCUACAAUGACAGAACCAAUGAUAAUGUGGCUAAGAAGGAGGAAGAGGACUGGGCCUGUCAACUCUGCACACUCAUCAACCAGCCUGCAGCAAAAGCCUGUGAUGCCUGCUUCACUCCAAGACCUGAGGUCCACAAAGACAGCAUUAGCGCUGAAGCAUCACCCUUCACUGCUGAUUUGAUUAAAUACCCCUGCACUGCCUUCAAGAAGCCACAAGAGGAGCUCAAAGUCAACUGGAGGUCUGCAUUUGGGACUUCAACCCUUGUUUUCUCUGACUUGAGCAAGAAGCCAAAGCCUGUAAACUCCCCGCUCUCCCCAGCCGACAGUCAUUUGAAUUCCUUGGCGGCAGAGCAAGGUUUAUAUAAAUACAACGUCUGCCAAGGGACAACAAGCCCCAAUUAUGCCUCUGGUGGCUGGCAGAGGCAAAGUGCCGAGCUCUCCGAUGGGGAAUCAGUGGCCUCCUACAGUCACCCAUCCAAGAAAAUGAGAAUUGAUCACAGUCCCUUUCUCAGUAACAAUGCUCAAAAUGGAACCCCCAACUCACGUACUCGCAGAAUAGAGGCAUCAAGCCGCAGCUCCUCCAUUUCUUCCAGUCCCAGUGUCCCAUGUUGCGCAUCCCAUCGUCGUCCCGCAGUCCUCAGAGUGGUCCACAAGGAGGGGGAGAAUAAGGGACGACAGUUCUACGCCUGCUCGCUUCCCAGAGAGGCCAAGUGUAACUUCUUUGAGUGGGCUGACUUGCACUUCCCUUCUUGUCACCAUGGGAAACGCUGUUUAAUGAGGACGGUUCUCAAACUAGGUCCUAACAAUGGCCGGACUUUCUACACCUGCAGCUUUCAAAAGGGUAAACAGUGUGACUUUUUCCAGUGGGCAGACAGUGGACCAGGGGUGUCCAUCCUCCUCGGUUGUUGAGGUGUUUUUGCAGUGCAUCACUUUUAUACAAAACCACGUUGCCUGUAGUUCAUAGAGCUAAAUGGAUAUAGAAAGGGACCCGAUAACUCUAUUCACUUCAUGAAAUACACACAUUGUACUGAAUCAUACAUUUAAUGAAGAAUAGCAUGAUAGCAGAUUUCAGAUACUGCCAU
Scatophagus argus is the source of this 2047-nucleotide messenger RNA. It is a transcript of the gene neil3, whose product is annotated as nei-like DNA glycosylase 3. Bases 126 to 1874 code for a protein of 582 amino acids. The transcript has 10 exons. Gene Ontology annotation, cellular component: nucleus. Gene Ontology annotation, biological process: base-excision repair. Gene Ontology annotation, molecular function: DNA-(apurinic or apyrimidinic site) endonuclease activity; damaged DNA binding; zinc ion binding. The record is from RefSeq and is a predicted model, not a curated record. NCBI's taxonomy places the organism in Eukaryota, Metazoa, Chordata, Actinopteri, Scatophagidae.